Molecule: messenger RNA, 492 nt
Organism: Adineta steineri
Lineage: Eukaryota; Metazoa; Rotifera; Eurotatoria; Adinetida; Adinetidae
Source: the annotation of a GenBank genome assembly
AUGGUUUUAAUAUAUCGUGUGGCUGUGAUGCCUCCCAAAAAAAGAAGGUCUAAGAAGGGUUCGUCGACACAAAAGAAGGUUCCAUCGACACGAAAAGAUAAAUCUGUUGUUGCUAAUGAUGGAUUAGAUGUAAAAUUGAUGAAAGAGUCUGUUGAUCACGAUGAAAAUUCAGAUUCAAUUGUUGCUGAAGUGUUGAGAAACUUGAUCGAUAAUGUUGAAAAAGAAAAUCAUCAUAUGCUGGUAUUAAUUAACUCGAAUGUUGCUGAGCAGGAUGUGAUGAAAGGACAAAAACGUUUCUUGGAUCAGAAUGAUGAUAAAGGUGAGAAUGAAUCAAAAAAAGUAAAAUAUGUCAAAUAUGAUGAAUUUAAUGUUCUUGAAAAUAAAUUUAUACAAAUGGAAUCUCGAGUUGUGAAACUCGAAAUUGAACGUGAUGGUCAUAAAGGUGAUUUGAAUACACCAAAUUUAAAACUUGAUCAACUUGAAAAAGAGUAA